ACGCGUCCACAAGACAUGAUUCCAAGUAAGAAGAGCGCUGUUCUUGUGGAUGGGGUUGUACUGAAUGGCCCCACGACAGAUGUAAGAGCAGGAGAAAAGUUUGUUGAAGAGGCCUGUAGGCUAAUAAUGGAAGAGGUGGUUUUGAAGGCUACAGAUGUCAGUGAGAAGGUUUGUGAGUGGCGGCCCCCUGAGCAGCUGAAACAACUUCUUGAUUUGGAGGUGAGAGAUACGGGAGAGCCACACCACAGGCUGUUGGAGCUCUGCCAGGAUGUCAUACGCUACAGCGUCAAAACAAACCAUCCAAGAUUUUUCAACCAGUUGUAUGCUGGACUUGAUUACUACUCCUUGGUGGCCCGAUUUAUGACAGAAGCAUUAAACCCAAGUGUUUAUACGUAUGAGGUGUCCCCAGUGUUUCUGUUAGUGGAAGAAGCGGUUCUGAAGAAAAUGAUUGAAUUUAUUGGCUGGAAAGAAGGGGAUGGAAUAUUUAACCCAGGUGGUUCAGUGUCCAAUAUGUAUGCAAUGAAUUUAGCUAGAUACAAAUAUUGUCCUGAGAUUAAGGAAAAGGGGCUGUCUGGGUUGCCAAGAUUAAUCCUUUUCACAUCUGCAGAGUGUCAUUACUCUAUGAAGAAAGCAGCCUCCUUUCUUGGGAUUGGUACAGAGAAUGUUUGCUUUGUGGAAACAGAUGGAAGAGGUAAAAUGAUACCUGCGGAACUGGAGAGGCAAAUCUGGCAAGCCAGCAAAGAGGGAGCAGCUCCAUUUCUCGUCUGUGCCACGUCUGGUACAACUGUUCUGGGAGCCUUUGAUCCUCUGGAUGAAAUAGCAGACAUCUGUGAGAGACAUGGCCUCUGGCUUCAUGUGGACGCUUCUUGGGGUGGCUCAGCUUUGAUGUCCAGAAAGUACCGGAAGCUUCUGCAGGGCAUCCACAGAGCUGACUCCGUGGCCUGGAACCCCCACAAGAUGCUGAUGGCCGGAAUUCAGUGCUGCGCUCUCCUCGUAAAAGACAAAUCUGACCUUCUUAAGAAAUGCUACUCUGCCAAGGCAUCUUACCUCUUCCAGCAGGACAAAUUCUAUGACAUCAGCUACGACACAGGAGACAAGUCUAUCCAAUGCAGCAGGAGACCAGAUGCAUUCAAGUUCUGGAUGACUUGGAAGGCCCUGGGCACAUUAGGCCUUGAAGAGAGAGUUAAUCGUGCACUCGCUUUAUCUAGGUACCUCGUAGAAGAAAUCAAGAAAAGAGAAGGAUUCAAGCUAUUGCUGGAACCUGAAUAUGCCAAUAUUUGCUUUUGGUACAUUCCACCGAGCCUUAGAGAGAUGGAGGAAGGACCUGAAUUCUGGGAAAAACUCAAUUUAGUGGCCCCAGCCAUUAAGGAGCGGAUGAUGAAGAAGGGAAGCCUGAUGCUGGGCUACCAGCCCCAUCGGGGGAAGGUCAACUUCUUCCGCCAGGUGGUGAUCAACCCUCAAGUGAGCCGGGAGGACAUGGACUUCCUCCUGGAUGAGAUAGACCUCCUGGGGAGAGAUAUGUAGCUGUGGCUUUCAGUUCCCCAGAGGCAUGAGUCCUGCCCUGAGGAGGCUUCCAGAUCCAGGGCAUCUGGGGACACAGAGGAGAUUAUAGCCCUUCUGGGGAGAAAUAGGAAAGACGCCUUGGCCUGGUGUGGAGAAAGGGAAAGGCUAAGCAAAUAGUGGGAAGGACUCGUUAGCUGCCUGGGCACUACUGUUUGCUAUUAAAGGAGGAAGUGAAAAGUGGAUUUUCAUAAGAACUGUCUUUAGGACACAGACUUGAAGAGAGUUUAGUAAGUACUACAUAGGGCCUGGAUUCUAAGCUUCCGUUGCUCUCUAAAGAACAUAUGAAUUAAUAGCUGAAAGCAGUGAUUCUCAAAAUGUCAGUCCCUAGACAAGCAGCAUCAACACUGCCUGGGAAUUCAUUAAAAAAUGAAUUCUCAGCCCAGCCCCAGACCUACCGAAUCAGACACACUGCGUGCGCCAUUCAGCAUAUUUUA
Molecule: messenger RNA, 1997 nt
Organism: Neogale vison (American mink)
Lineage: Eukaryota; Metazoa; Chordata; Mammalia; Carnivora; Mustelidae
Gene: GADL1
Product: glutamate decarboxylase like 1
Exons: 14
Coding region: 16-1524 (502 amino acids)
Biological process (GO): carboxylic acid metabolic process
Cellular component (GO): cytoplasm
Molecular function (GO): carboxy-lyase activity; pyridoxal phosphate binding
Source: RefSeq, a predicted model, not a curated record